AUGUUUAGACAAUCAAUCUCUAAGCAAUUAAACAAUUCAAUCAAGUCAAAUACAUUCAUAAGAACAAUGGCUUCAUAUAAUCCAAAAUCUUUACUUUUAAAUCAUACUUGUCUACGUGUCAAAGAUCCAAAAAUUUCAGUUGAUUAUUAUACCAAAAAUUAUGGAUUAAAAUUAAUUAGACAUGAAAAAAUGCCAGAAAUGAAAUUUGAUUUAUAUUUCUUAGCUCAAGAUGAUUCUAAAGGUUCACAAUUUGCUAAAGAAGGUGUCUUGGAAUUAACUCAUAAUUAUGGUACAGAAAAUGAUCCAAAUUAUAAAAUUAACAAUGGUAAUGAAGAACCAUAUAGAGGAUUUGGUCAUAUUUGUUUUUCAGUUGAUAAUAUUGAAGCUGCAAGUGAAAAAUUAUUAAAUAAUGGUGUUGCUUUCAAGAAGAAAUUAACUGAUGGUAGACAAAAAAACAUUGCAUUUGCAUUAGAUCCUGAUGGAUAUUGGGUUGAAUUAAUUGAGCACGGAUCAGAUAAAGUUCAAGGUGUUUCUAAUACAAAUAGUUAUAAAUUUAAUCAUACAAUGAUUAGAGUUAAAGAUCCUGUUAAAUCAUUGAAAUUUUAUCGUGAAGUUUUAGGUAUGAAAUUAUUAUCAACAAGUGAACAUGAAUCAGCUAAAUUUACAUUAUAUUUCUUAGGUUAUGAACAUGAUGAUUCAUUUAAAGAAAAUUCAUUAUCAAGAGAAGAACAAUCUAAAAGAGAAAGUGUCUUGGAAUUAACUCAUAAUUGGGGGACAGAAAAUGAUUCUGAUUUUAAAUAUCAUAAUGGUAACGAACAACCACAAGGUUAUGGACAUAUUGGUAUUGCUUUAGAUAAUCCAGGUGAAUUUUGUAAUGGAAUUGAUUCAAAAUUUGGUGAUGAAUUAACUUGGGGUUUGAAAUUUAAUCAAGGUAAAAUGAAAAAUAUUGCAUUCAUUAAAGAUCCUGAUAAUUAUGCAAUUGAAAUUUUACCAAAAAAUUAUACAGUUUAA
Hansenula ciferrii is the source of this 1011-nucleotide messenger RNA. It is a transcript of the gene GLO1, whose product is annotated as lactoylglutathione lyase GLO1. The record is from RefSeq and is a predicted model, not a curated record. The transcript has a single exon. Gene Ontology annotation, molecular function: metal ion binding; lactoylglutathione lyase activity. NCBI's taxonomy places the organism in Eukaryota, Fungi, Ascomycota, Saccharomycetes, Phaffomycetales, Wickerhamomycetaceae. The coding region runs from base 1 to 1011 and encodes 336 amino acids.